Molecule: messenger RNA, 2810 nt
Organism: Colius striatus (speckled mousebird)
Lineage: Eukaryota; Metazoa; Chordata; Aves; Coliiformes; Coliidae
Gene: GABRR2
Product: gamma-aminobutyric acid type A receptor subunit rho2
Exons: 9
Coding region: 21-1415 (464 amino acids)
Biological process (GO): monoatomic ion transmembrane transport; signal transduction; nervous system process
Cellular component (GO): synapse; membrane; GABA-A receptor complex
Molecular function (GO): GABA-A receptor activity; neurotransmitter receptor activity; extracellular ligand-gated monoatomic ion channel activity
Source: RefSeq, a predicted model, not a curated record
CGACUGCCGUUCCCAGCAAGAUGCCUUACUUUGCAAAACUCCUUUUGUUAAUCUUUUGCUUAGUUCUUCUGGUGGAAAGCAGAAAGCACAGGAGGAGGAGGUGGACGAGCCAGCUGGAGCUGCAGAAAGCAAGUCACAUCUAUAAGAAGAAUCGUGACAUGACCAAGACCUGGAAAGGAAAGACGGAGCAGCUUCUGAGAGUUGAUGACCACGACUUCACCAUGCGCCCAGCUUUUGGAGGCCCUGCAAUUCCUGUUGGGGUGGAUGUGCAAGUUGAAAGCUUGGACAGUAUUUCUGAGGUUGACAUGGAUUUCACUAUGACUCUGUACUUGAGGCACUACUGGAAGGAUGAGCGCCUCUCAUUUCCCAGCACCACCAACAAGAGCAUGACCUUCGAUGGCAGGCUGGUGAAGAAGAUCUGGGUCCCUGAUGUCUUCUUUGUGCAUUCCAAAAGGUCCUUCAUUCACGAUACCACCACAGACAACAUCAUGCUGCGAGUGUUCCCUGACGGUCAUGUCCUCUACAGCAUGAGGAUCACAGUGACAGCGAUGUGCAACAUGGACUUCAGCCGCUUCCCCCUGGACUCUCAGACGUGUUCUUUGGAGCUGGAGAGCUAUGCUUACACUGAUGAAGAUCUGAUGCUGUAUUGGAAAAACGGGAAUGAAUCGCUGAAAACUGAUGAAAAGAUUUCUCUGUCUCAGUUUUUGAUACAAAAGUUCCACACUACAUCAAGACUGGCUUUCUACAGCAGCACAGGUUGGUACAAUCGCCUCUAUAUAAACUUCACUUUACACCGACACAUCUUCUUCUUCUUGCUCCAAACCUAUUUCCCUGCCAGCCUCAUGGUCAUGUUGUCCUGGGUGUCCUUCUGGAUUGAUCACCGAGCAGUUCCUGCCAGAGUCUCUUUGGGGAUAACCACGGUGCUGACCAUGUCCACGAUCAUCACUGGGGUGAACGCCUCCAUGCCUCGUGUUUCCUACAUCAAAGCAGUGGACAUUUACCUGUGGGUCAGUUUUGUGUUUGUCUUCCUCUCAGUGCUGGAGUAUGCAGCAGUGAAUUACCUGACCACGGUGCAAGAGAGGAAGGAGAGGAAGCUCCGGGAGAGGCUUCCAUGUACGUGUGGGAUGCCUCAUUCGAAAACUAUGAUGCUGGAUGGAAACUACAGCGAGUCUGAUGCCAACAGCCUGGCAGGAUAUACAAGAAACCAGAUGGUCCCAGAGGAAGAAAAACAAGAAAAAAUAGUUGUGCACUUAGCUAUGAGCAAUGAAUCUAAUUCGUCAAGGAAGAGAGGCCUGAAGGGCCAUGUGGGUUUGCGCAUCAUCCAGAACACUCAUGCCAUUGAUAAAUACUCAAGAUUAAUAUUUCCAGGCACCUAUAUAUUUUUUAAUUUGAUAUAUUGGUCAGUCUUUAGCUAAGCAUUCUGGCACAGCAGUGGCUGAAGCAGAAGACAUUUAGAAAACUCUCUCUUGUUGGUUCUUUUUCGGUUUAAUCUGGAUGCGAAGCCAGAAAACUGAUUAUUUUAUUGCUUCUUGGGGGAACAAAGGAGAGGACACAUCCUACAUUGGGCAACUCCAUGCACAGGCAUCCUGGAGGAACCACGCUGUGCUGGUUGCUUUCUAACCCACACCCCAGCUCCUGUUUGCUUUAUGACAUAUGUCAUUUCUCAUACUUGAAAAUGUGUGCUCACUGUUCACCCAAAAGGUGCUGUAUGAUCAUCAGGGGACAGCCAUGCUGGUGGUGCCUGUUGUGCAGUGGACAAUCAGAGACAGUGCUCACAUGGGCUGUCAGGGAUUAGGCAAAUGCAGCUUGCAAGGGGAGGAGGUCUGGAUGGUGUAACUCUCGUAAGGGAAGUGAAUGAGGCCUUUCCUUUUCAAAACCUCUGUUUCUGAGCAAAUCCUUUUCUUUUCCUUUGGCCUGUGAGCAUUGUAUUUCUUUCCAUUGGUUUAUGAAGACUCUUUUAAGGUCCACAUUCUGCUUUGCCUGGAUAGGACCUUCAUCAAUACCGUUAGGACAGUUGACUGGCCAGGUUCAACAGGGCUGGUUACAAGGUGCAGGUAGUAGGUUUGAGUCAGUGGUCAGGUUUGUUUCCAGAUUACAAGUAAGGAGUGAUGAGGCAGCACAGAAGUCCCCAUACUCACAGAAGCUGGCUCCCAGAGUACAUGGGUAAUGAAAACAAGGAGGUUUAGGCACAUGUUCUUCACAUAAUUUGAGCACAGCACAAGAUAAAUGGCACUCACCCUCUAAAAUGAGGGGGGAAGCUGAUAUGUAGCACGUGCAGUCAGCACAUGCAUGGUGGGCAGUGUCUCAGGGAGCAUCAUUUCCUCCCUCCAGAGCAGAGAACAGUGUUGAUGGCAGUACUGGUGGCUUUCAAGGAUUUUCCUCACCCCUGUGAGGAAAGUGCAGCCCACAGAGCAACUGUAUAUCUCAACGUGACUUUACCAAUCAACACAUUGUCCUUCUGUUUAGGCAUUUUGGAUCAAAAGGGAGAGAUGUCUGCCAGAAACUCUCUCUGUAGGAAUACAGGCAUGUCAGAGAUGAAAUGGCUGAAAAUAUUACCAAGGGAUUCAAUGGGACCCUGUCUGGCCUCUGUCUCCAAGUGGAUGUAGGUCCUUUGAAGCUGCUGGAGAGCACUGUCACGUUUUUCACCCUGUGAUACCGCCCUUUCCUAACAAUGCUGAUGGCAAAACUCACAUGUAGAAACGUGAGAGCCACAAGAUGAUGAUAUUGAGGUUUGUGUGCUCCUUAUUUUUAGAAAACACCAUGACUUUUUGGUUGUGGUGGAGAUUAUCUUCCUCAAAGCACUUGGUUCC